Drosophila erecta is the source of this 3283-nucleotide messenger RNA. RefSeq names its product mitoguardin (gene Miga). Lineage: Eukaryota; Metazoa; Arthropoda; Insecta; Diptera; Drosophilidae. The record is from RefSeq and is a predicted model, not a curated record. Gene Ontology annotation, biological process: mitochondrial fusion. The transcript has 3 exons. The coding region runs from base 1482 to 3047 and encodes 521 amino acids.
CGUGCGAAAGAGAGGGCGAUGCCAUUAAGCAAAACCAGUUUAACGGGACUCGCACACACAUAACACACACACGCACACUAAGUACAUACAUAUGUAGCGGGUGGGGAGCGAUGGAACGAAGGAAAACGAAGAAGGAAGAAAAGGCGAAGAGAGAGGGCAGGCAAAGUGCCGUUUUAACAGCUUUCGCGGAAAGCCGGCACAAAAACAAUCUAAACAAACCAGAAAGACAAAAAAAAACAAAAACCUGUUUGUCCAGUUUGGCAAACCAAAAGCGGGGAGAAAAAAAAACAAACAAAAAUUUGGGUGAAAUUUUACUUUCGUCUGGUUUUAAUUUGUUUUUUUGCUGGGCGUCAGCAAAACUUCCAUCUCUCUCCCUCUUCCUCCCUCUUCAACACACACAGGCACGCUACAGCAACAACAAAUAAAGAAUGUAGCCGGAAAUUAGUUUCACUUAAAGAUUUUUUAAGUGAAUUUUACUCCAAGUAACUGAUUUUUGUUCAUGACCUGUCGUUUCGUUCAUUAACUUACACAUAUUUAAUGUUUUUUUCUUCUUUCUUAUGUGGCUUUACACUUGUUUUGAUUUUCUAAGGUCACUUUGAAUUCUGAUCGACCGUGAUUUGGGUGUCCUUCAGUUUUCCGAACUCCUGGAAACUUCUGACUACUGCAAUCGUUUUUUGCGCAAUUUGGUUAAUUUUAUCUAAUUUGAUUUUAUUUUGGUUUGAUGUGAAGUGUUUUUUUGUUCCUAGCAGUAUGACCGUGUAAUAAUUCAUGUUUUAUACCAUCCGGCUUAAAAAAAUACUUUCAAUACCACAUAUACCAAUAUACCAAAAACGAUAAGGCAAUAACAUACCAAUUUCUUUAAAUUGCUCAACAAACAUUAGCAUUGUUUUUAAACUCCUAUUUUCAUAAAUGUUCUAAAAGUAUAAGCGUAUUAUUAAUUAAGAAACAUAGCUGUAACUGUUAUAUCCAUUGGUUGGUCUGGCAGCCCCGUUGGGCACUAGGCCUACAAAAAACCCACAUGGCAACGCCCCAAUCAGCUGGAUCUUUUGCCGCCGCGCUCUUCUCUUCGGAAAACGUUGUGAUGCAAUUUUGUUGUUUUCAGGCCUAAAAGUGAAAGUUACCACUGAUAAGGUGCAGUUGAUCGAGACUGCAACGUGAAAUCGGUCUGUGGCGACCCCGAACCGUGUCAGCCAGGCGACGAGGCAACCGCUUGAACCAUCCCCCAAAAGCAUCAGCAGUUCAAUCUGCAUUCCAAAGGGCGGUCGCACAUGGAGCGCAGGGUCAAAGCCGCGCCAGAAAACCAAAACCAAGAUAGCACCAGUCGAUGAGCAGGCAUUGUGGACUGGGCGCGGAGGCCUAACCUCAAAGCACGAACGCAAUCCGCAGCAUCGGCACAAAGAUAAUCCUUGCUGUUCACUUCAUUCCCAUUUUCGAUUCCGAAGGAUUCACAAGAUCCACGGCGGAAUCAUACUAACCGCAGGAUGCACCGUGUCAUGCCGGCAUCCUGGACAAGCGGGGGCAGCCUGCUGCCCUUCCGCGUUUCCACCACCACAAAGGUUCUGCUCUUCUCACUGACCGCUGGCGUGGCUCUGAUGAGCGUACUCUCCCGAUUUCUGCGACGUCGCAAGCCUCCGCGUCCGCCUCGUCGGGCCAGAAAGUACACUGGUCGGCGUAACCGCAACAGCAUGCGCAGUCCGAACGACCUUAUCUCAAUAGCCGGAUCAAAGGCCUCGGCAAGAUCGAGCAGUCCAGUGGGCUCCACACUGGCCUACUCGGAUCGCAUGUCCAUGGCCUCCGGCUCGAUUGGCGUUGUACAAAAUGCCGGUCCUGGCAGCUCGGUAGUCACCCAACUGACGGCCCAACAGUUGGGUAUGAUGGGCAUGGAGGCACUGGACACAGUGAUCAACUUUUGGGAAGAUGCCCUGGCGGCACACUAUUCGCCCGGCGGAUUGCCCGCCCUGUUGACCACGGCGGAGGACUCCGAGUUCUGUCGUGAGAUCCAAAACCUGCUGGAGAUGGCCUAUACACUGCAGGAGCAGAGCGAACUGCUCUUCCUGGAUCAGCGCUCGGUGCUGUUCCGCGAGGAGCAUUCCAUUGACGAGGCCCAAGAGGAGGCGGGCGAGACAGAAGACGAUCGUUGGUCGCGCAAGUCUGGCAGCGUCCUCAGUCGAGCUGGUUCCGAUCCGAACUUUGAUUCCGCGGAAAGCUUUGCUUCCGCUCUCGACCAGGUGGCGGAUCUGCGGGAGUUCGACGGCUUUAUCGAGACCUCGUACGAAGAGUAUCCGUUAUUCCAGAGUGCCCUGAAGCACCACGAUGAGUACACGGUGCCGUGUCGCACCAUUCGGGCGGAGUUGAUGCACUGCAGCACCGAUACCGAAUACCUGGCUAAGCUGCACUGCGUUCGGCUAGCCUUUCAGUUCCUGUUCAAGGAUCCCGCGGUGGGCCAGUGGAUCUGCGAUGCUGGCCGGCAGAUUCUAACCGAUUUGCUUUGUCUGGGCGAUAAGGAUACCAAGGAGUUUCUUGUCGGCUACGAGGACAUGGUGAACUAUCUGCAUGACAGCAACAACUGGCCAUGCAUCCAAGUAGAGCUGGAGCAGCGCAAUGUCAAGGCGAUGACCUUCUACGACAUCUGUUUGGACUUCAUCAUCCUGGAUUCGUUCAAGGAUCUAGAUGCCCCGCCAGCCAGCGUCACAGCGGUGGUCCAAAAUCGCUGGCUAUCCAACGGAUUCAAAGAGACGGCAUUAACCACAGCCGUUUGGUCGGUGCUGAAGGCAAAGAAGCGGAUGCUAAAGUUCCCCAACGGGUUCAUGUCUCACUUUUACGUGAUAUCCGAGCAGAUAUCACCGCUAAUGGCCUGGGGCUUCUUUGGACCCAAUGAGAACCUGCGCGACAUCUGCCACUACUUCCGGGAACAGUUGCUCGCCUUUCUGGGCGACAUCUUCAGCUUCCAAAAGAGCCGCUUCACGACCAUCGAGGAAUUCUCGCAGGAUGUGCUGCAGCACAUGCAGACGCGCGUCAACAACAUUGGCGUGAAGUUUAGCCAGUAAUUGGCGUUAGCCUUCUAUCCAUACUUCUUGGACUCCCCUCUUUAUAUUUUUAACAAAACCGUUUUGUUCGGUAGUUUCCCUAAGAAAUGCAAAUCCAAUUAUUGACUAAUUUUAAUGCCACAUGCAUCCAGCCACACUACACAAAAUCCACGCAUCGUCAUUGUAUGAAUAAGCUGCAUUUAAGUCGCCAAAACAUUUGUAAAAUAAAACUGUUUACCGCUCCGAGCGAAAAUCCA